ACUGCAACUAGCGAUCCAUGGCGAGAGAGUAUUCACUUGCUGACGCCCCCAUCACAUGCUCUUUGUACAAGUCUCGGUACGAGUAUUACCGCUCUUAUUCGGCUGCUCCCAGAUGUCGCAAAUUCUUUCCAUCCCCUCAGAGACCCAGACUUCAUGGCUUCCAAGACAUCACAUUUCUGUGGAGCGGUUAAAAGCUCCGACAACGGCGGGGUCCGUCUUGUCGCGUCUGUUGCCCGAGGUUGUUCAAGAGCUACUCGGUAGUACAAAUGAUGAAAGCACGCAGGAUGACGCUAACGCACAGCUCUUUGAACAAACCCAUUCAAGACCCUGCUUCACAAGCCACGAUAUGAUGACGCUAUACUCAUACCCAGGUGUUGCCGUUGUCACGGGUGCUGCUGGCACUGGUAUUGGUGCUGCCACGGCCCGCGCAUUUGCAGAAGCUGGAUGCAAAAGAAUUGCCAUUACUGAUCGCAAUGCUGACUUGCUAGAGAGGACGAAAGAUUCUAUCGCCUCAAAAUGGCCUGACGUUGAGGUCUGGUCGGAAGCCGGUGACAUUUCUGUGGAAGAGUUCGUCGACAACUUUAUGAAAAAUGUGGUCGACAAGUUCGGCUCGAUCGACUAUGCUGUCAAUUGUGCUGGUGUCCUCGGCCAAGCUCUGAGGUCGCAUGAAAUGGACACUGCUGAAUUCGAUCGGAUCAACGGCAUCAACUACCGUGGCUGUUGGCUUUCAUCCCGUGCUGAAUUAAAGCAAAUGGUCAAGCAAGAUCUUCCUGUCAGUGAUGACAGCGGCAGACCGCCGCAACGAGGUGCCAUUGUCAAUAUAGCAAGCCAGCUAGGGAUUGUCGGCAGAGCAGCUGCUGCUCAUUAUUGCGGAUCCAAGGCCGCGGUCAUCUCGAUGACUCGAUGCGAUGCAAUCGAUUAUUCGCGAGACCAUAUCAGAAUCAACUGUGUUUGUCCAGGCGUCAUUGAGACGCCCAUGACCGCAUCUGACCAAGCCACCAUCGAUCGAUUACAACCAGCAAUCAACAUUGCCCCAAUGGGACGAAUGGGCAAGCCAGAGGAAAUUGCAGAUGCAGCAUUGUUUCUCUGCUCAAACCGAGCCAGCUUCAUUCAGGGGCAUGCAUUGGUGGUAGACGGUGGCUAUAUCAUCAAUUGACGCAAGGGAGUUGCAAUCAACGUGUCGCAUGCUUCGCGAGGAAUAUGGAAUGGACGCCAGGCAAAUAUGGAGAAGCCUCAUGAUGAGAUUGCCUGAAGUUCCCGGUAGUGGCAAGAUUAAGGCGUCCAUAGAGACAAUAAAGCACCUAUACUUUCUCCAGCAGCUGCAUUUCAAUUCCACCUUUGAUAUGUCAGCUGGAUGAUUGUGUAGCUGGGGCAAAGCCUCGUCAACCAUGCUGACAUGGAAUCCGUCAACCGCUAGCCCGUGACCUACCCAGGGGCUAUCAGGCUGUGAUCGAGGUGGGAGCCUCAUUUCGCAUGGAUUGUCACAAGCGACGAUAUAUUAGUGAUCCCACUGUCAGGUGGACGGCGCAAUGAUGACCCAAAUUGCGAUCAGCUAAUCGCGGUUCAGG
Messenger RNA from Exophiala xenobiotica, 1568 nucleotides. RefSeq lists its product as uncharacterized. The record is from RefSeq and is a predicted model, not a curated record. Lineage: Eukaryota; Fungi; Ascomycota; Eurotiomycetes; Chaetothyriales; Herpotrichiellaceae. The transcript has 3 exons. Gene Ontology annotation, molecular function: oxidoreductase activity, acting on the CH-OH group of donors, NAD or NADP as acceptor. Bases 56 to 1156 code for a protein of 366 amino acids.